UUUUAACCACAAUUCGAAUGCAGUGGAUGCUGGGGCGGGGUAGGAGGACGUUUUCAAUCACAAACCAUCUCUGUACACUCAACCCAUGCAAAAUGCCAAUAUAAGCGAUCAGAGCUUGUGGAAGGAAGUGACAGACGAUUGUCCUGGCCCGGAGAUUUCCUGCCUUUUUUUUGAGAGAGAGAUUGUUUUGACUGCCCGCAGUGUGUUGCAGCUGUAACCAGAACAAAGUCUUCGGGCAGAGACCACAGCUCAGAUUGCCUUGUGUGUGUGUGGGUGUACGGGGUGUGGGGGUGUGUGUCUUGGUGUGCGUAUAUGUGUGCCCGUGUGUGUGUGUGUGUUCCCUUGUUUCACUUUUGACAUCGCUGAACCACAACAGAAGGUGGAGCCUAGAGAGAGAGAAAAAAGAGCAACAGCCUCCCCCCUCCCUGCUCCCCACAAGAUGAGAAGCCACGAAUUGUUCCUGUUCUUCUGCGCUGUGCUGAUAUCUUCGGUCCGAGCGCAGAACUUCACCCUGACAGGCGAGGAGCAACAGCAGCUGGAUGUGGCCGCGGGGGCACAGAUCGUCCUCAGGUUGUGGACAUCGCCGGGAGUCAGGAGCGGCAGCUGGAGGUUUAACUGCCGGGACGUAGCCGUCUGGAUUGGCAACAUCACGGACGUGAACAACGCCUAUUCGGACCGAGCCCAACUAUUCACGGAUGGGUCCCUCUCGCUGAAAUCGCUGACAGUUAAUGACAGCGGGGAUUACUUGAUCACCAUGAACCCAGUAUCCUCUAACGUUUCGGUAACAUCGCUCAUCGACCUGAAGGUGAUUGAACCUGUUUCUGAGCCUGAAAUUGUCCCGAGCGUUUCACAAACCUUAGAGUCCAAUGGGACCGUCACCCUGAACUGCAACGUGUCUGGUGAUUCCCCUUCCAUUCGGUGGAUCAAAGACGGCCUUUACCUUCAGUAUAAUGACAGGAUGAAUGUGUCACUGGACAAUCAUACAUUAAAAAUUACAGCAGUGAAUAGGUCUGAUUCUGGGAACUAUCAGUGCGAGGCUUACAACAGUGUUAGUAACAAAACAAGUGACGCAUUUUUUCUGAUAGUUUUCUAUGGACCAGAAGAACCUCAAAUAGCCAUUGAUCCAGACAAAGGAGACAUUACUCUGGGAUCAAAUGUCACUUUCACAUGUUCUGUGCAGUCAGUUCCACCUUCGGAAUUUGAGUGGUUUUUCAAUGGUGUCCCCCUGAACAAAACAGGACAAGUGAUGACCCUUGUCAGCAUUGUCCCAAGUCAUAGCGGCAAUUACAUGUGUCAGGCCUUUAACAACAUGACCAGGAAUUACAUCCAUGUAACAGAAUCAAUACAUGUCGUAGAGCCAGUUUCCAAGCCAAACAUCUCUUCAAAUAUUUCAGAUCCUAUUGAACAGAAAGACACUGUGGCCUUGACUUGUCAUGUCACUGGCGAUGUAAGAUUCAUUUACUGGAUUAAGACCAACCAGAGCAUUCAGAAUGAGGAGAGGAUGAUGUUAUCACUGGACAAUGUGACACUGACUAUAGCAUCAGUGAAUAGGUCUGAUGCAGGCGACUACAUGUGCCAAGCAUGGGGCCACACCAAUAAUGAAGAAAGCGAUCCAUUUUCACUGGACGUUUCCUAUGGACCGGACACACCUCAGCUAACCAUUGAGGAUGAGAAAGAAGUGUAUGCCCCUGAAUCUGAUAUUACGCUCAGGUGUUCUGCGGAUUCUGUUCCACCAGCAACAUUUGAAUGGCUACUAAAUGGCAAACCUCUUGGGAAGACAGGCAAAAAGCUCACCCUUGUCAGUAUCACCAUGUCCGACUGUGGGAAUUACACCUGUAAGGCUCAUAAUAAUCACACCGAUUCAUACGCGGAGGCAACAAAAGAAAUCUCCCUGGUUGGUAUCACCAAACCAAAAAUAACUGCCAAUGCUUCAUACCUGGUGGAACAUAAUGACACCGUGACUCUGACCUGUGAAGUAUCCGGCCAUUGGCAAACACUUAGAUGGGAAAAGAAUCAGCAGGUGCUCUCGGGCAGUGGAAAUAUGAAAGUUUCGGAGGGGAACAAGACAUUAACAAUCAGUCCGGUGGACAGAUCUGAUGCGGGGAACUACACCUGUUGGGCAGAGACCCCGACCAUAACCAAAGAGAGUGACCUGUUCAAGCUAACCAUUUACUAUGGACCCGAUGAACCCCAGGUAAUAAUGGCCCCAGAAAAUCAAGCAAUUUCCCCUGGAUCUAAUGUUACCCUCACGUGUAAAGUGGAGUCAUUUCCACAUUCUAAAUUUAGAUGGUAUCAGAACGGGGUGCAGCUGCCAGUUAAUGACGAGCACUUGACCAUCAGCAACAUUACCCAGAGUAACUCCAGCAAUUACACGUGUGAAACCUACAACGAGAAGACAAAACUCACCCAGCAAAAAACAAGGCAAAUAUCCCUGUCAGUAAGAGACGAUCUUGAAGAUUAUAAGAACAAGUCCUGGAUCGCUGCAGCUGUUGUUGGUGUUCUGGUCCUUAUUGCCGUCUGUGCUUGUGUAAUCUUCAAGCAGCGAGGCAGCUAAGAUACGGCGGGAGGGGGCAUCUCUCUGAGGUGGCAGCCUCCACGAAGGAACGAUCAGAAGCCAAUGCUGACAAUUUCUCUCUCUGGGAUGUCAAUUAACUGCUGAAAUCCUGUGGGCAAACGCUGCUUGCGUCCUGAAAAAUGAAUCUUUGCAGCUGCAACCUUAUAGAGGCCGGGACGGCAUGGAGUCCACCUCGGCUUUAAUAGCCCGGCCAAUGAACAUUUAUCGUGGUGGCUUAUUUUCAAAGGGGAAGAUUACAACACUGAUAGGCUUAAAUUAGAGUUUUGUGGUAGUGCUGUUCUAAUUUAUACAAGUUACCGACUUUUAAUUCCUGCCUUACUGCUUAACCGAAAAGUAUCAGUCACCGAAAUGAGAAAUACACACUGCUGAAUCACGAAGGAUUACGGGUAUUCUCGAGUUGACACUCACGAAAUGGCUUCUGACUGGCGCGUGGUCCGUGGGCAUGUUUGCUUCAAUAUGCACUUAACCUGCUUCCUCUCCGGCAUUAAAAUAAAUUGUCGUCUUUGUAA
Messenger RNA from Carcharodon carcharias (great white shark), 3084 nucleotides. RefSeq names its product carcinoembryonic antigen-related cell adhesion molecule 6-like. The record is from RefSeq and is a predicted model, not a curated record. The transcript has 10 exons. NCBI's taxonomy places the organism in Eukaryota, Metazoa, Chordata, Chondrichthyes, Lamniformes, Lamnidae. The coding region runs from base 440 to 2554 and encodes 704 amino acids.